This is a messenger RNA of Ciona intestinalis (vase tunicate), 2757 nucleotides long. Lineage: Eukaryota; Metazoa; Chordata; Ascidiacea; Phlebobranchia; Cionidae. The record is from RefSeq and is a predicted model, not a curated record.
CGGAUUAAAAUAAAACAAAUUAUUACCGCUCUAAAUAAAGACAAAAUACAAAAUCUUACAUUAUAUUAUUAAUAAACAACUUUAAUCGAAUGAAAUAAUUGAAUAAAGAUCUAAAAUUUAUUAAAUUCAGCGUUUAAAAUUGCAACUUUUGGGUUUUGGUAAAAUUGCGUACACACUGUACACGAUUUUUGCUUGAGCAUAUGUGUUGUUACAAAAACAGAAUACUUACUCGAAAAAUUCGUGAUUUCAUCAAUUCAAGGCUAAAAACGAAUUAAAGCAACUAUGGACCAAGUAAUGGCAUGGGUUGAACCCGGGAAACAAUUCGCAAAGGAUUCUAUUCGGCUUGUAAAAAGAUGUACGAAGCCCGACAGAAAGGAGUUCCAAAAGAUCGCGGUUGCUACCGCUAUUGGAUUCGCUAUAAUGGGAUUUAUCGGUUUCUUCGUCAAACUGAUCCAUAUUCCCAUAAACAACAUUAUCGUCGGUAGUUAAGAAGAAUAUGGGGAUGAAUUAUGACUUUUGAAAUGGAUUAUAUCUCAUAUGAUGGUCUUGUUGUGGUGGUGUGUUUAUAAUGUAUUAGUUUUGUGUAGUAGUUGGUGUUUUUGUCAUAUUUGACAUGUUUCUAACUGCUUAAAUUAAAAUUGGUGUUUAUCGCGUUAUAAUUUUGUCAUGUUUGUUACUUUAAUGAUCAUUGCAACUUGUUCAUCUUAUUAUAUAUUAUAAUAUAAAUUUAUCAGGGUUUAACGACAACACUGCAAAUCAAUUUGUUUGCGGAUUUUCAUCACCAAAAUUGUGCAAUUUUUGUUGGUUACUAAAGUUUAAUUCAAAAUUUUCCAAUGCAUAAGUACAUAUUCACAAUUGCCCUAAUUCUGUACAGAAAUUUCACUAUUUUGUUGUGUUAGAACUUGUUACUUCCUCAUAAAACACUGGAAGACAUUUGUAAAAAUAUGCAAUUUAGAUCAAAAUUACAUUACAUUAAAUUAGCCUAAAAAAAAUUUUUAAUGAGUAAAUUAGAUUAAAAAAUUAUGUGUUUCUUUCUUUACAUGCAGCUGUAAAGUUAAGCUUGCUUGGUCAAUUAUUGAAUGAAUUUUGACCAUGGGUAAGUUGGAUGUGUCGAUGUUGAGGUAUUUGUCCCCUGAAGACAUGAGAGUGUUAACUGCUGUUGAAAUGGGAAUGAAAAAUCAUGAGAUAGUUCCCGUGUCUCUCAUUGCUUCAAUAGCCAACCUCAAACACGGUGGAACUCAUAAAGUAGUGAGGGAGUUAUCAAAACAUCGGUUGCUGGCGUUCGAAAAAUCGAAAAUGAAUGCAGGGUAUCGCCUUACCAAUAAAGGGUACGACUACCUUGCAUUGAAGGUUCUCUCACAUCGAGACGUCCUUCAUUCUGUCGGCAACCAGAUCGGGGUGGGCAAGGAAUCUGACAUUUAUAUUGUAGCUGGUGAAGGGGGAGAACAACUUGCAUUGAAGAUACACAGACUUGGUCGAACAUCGUUUCGACAGUUAAAGAACAAGCGCGAUCUCCACUUGAAAAGAAACACAGUUUCGUGGAUUUAUCUAUCGCGACUCGCUGCCACCAAAGAAUAUGCUUAUAUGAAGGCUUUGUAUGAACGUGGGUUCCCGGUUCCAAAACCAAUCGAUAGCAAUCGUCAUUUAGUUGUGAUGGAACUUCUGCAGGCUUACCCUCUUCAACAGAUCCACGAACUCAGCGACCCAGCUGCCGUUUUCACUGAGUUAAUGCACAUGAUACUUAAGCUUGCAAACCAUGGUUUGAUUCACGGUGAUUUUAAUGAGUUUAAUCUCAUGCUUGAUGAAAACGAUCAUGUGACCAUGAUUGAUUUCCCUCAGAUGAUGUCUACUUCUCACAAGAACGCAAAGUUUUAUUUCGACCGAGACGUGGCAUGCGUUCGUGACUUUUUCUUCCGGAGGUUCGGAUUUGAAUCCGAGGAUCUUCCUCAGUUUGAACGGGAUGUUCAUAAGGAAUGCUCCAUGGAUAAGGAAAUAUCGGCGAGUGGGUUCACGAAAAAAGAAAAGGAAGAGAUGGAAGAUUUGGAGAGAGAGUUUCAGAGGCAAGUGGAGGGAGAGGAAGAGAAUGAAAGAGAAGAAGAAAAGAGUGAGAGUGGGGAGGAAAAGGAUAAUGAGAAGGAAGAGGAGAAGAGUGGAAGACACCUGGAGGAAGAGGGAAAAAGUGGGAAAAAGCUUGAUAGUGGUCAAAAGUUUGCUAUUGAUGAAAAAAUUGUUGAAAAUGUUGACAUUCAUUCUGAAACGGAAAAAGAAGAUGGAAUUGUUGCAAAAGUAGAUUACAUAAAUACAGAGGUUUUGGAAGAACUAGAAGAUUUAUCAAUCGCGAAUUCUCAGUUUCGGCCGUUUAGAAAUGAGGAGAGCGUAAAACUGCCAAGUCAUGUUACGAAAUAUGCCCCAUCAGCAUCUAUGUCGAGAACAAGCGUGUCUGAAGAACAAAUUAAACUUAGAGUUAAAAAAAAUAUUUCUGUCCAGAAAAAAAUGGCGCUUCACAGAAGAUUAAUGAAAGGAGAAGCCUCGAUUGUGACCAAACAAAGAAGGGAAUUGCGUGCGGAAGUUAAAUGCGGAAUGUCUGACGACUUUUUUUAAUUUUUGUGAAUAUAAGAGAAAUAAAGAAAUCAUGAAAUUGCAAAGUUUUUCCUGCAAAAAAGGGGGUUUAUGCAAUUUUUUGUCUAAAAAUUGAUGCUUGUUAUGCGUGGGUGUUUAAAAAGUUUAAAAAAUCAUUUUAUAAAAAGCGUGUGACCU